Messenger RNA from Spinacia oleracea (spinach), 3238 nucleotides. RefSeq names its product putative pentatricopeptide repeat-containing protein At1g69350, mitochondrial. Gene Ontology annotation, biological process: RNA modification. The record is from RefSeq and is a predicted model, not a curated record. The transcript has a single exon. NCBI's taxonomy places the organism in Eukaryota, Viridiplantae, Streptophyta, Magnoliopsida, Caryophyllales, Amaranthaceae. Gene Ontology annotation, molecular function: RNA binding; protein binding. The coding region runs from base 98 to 2515 and encodes 805 amino acids.
CUUUUCAAUUAAUUUCAACUCAUCCUCUGGUUUCCCUCCAAAACCAUCCACCACAAUCUCACCUUCUUCUUCUUCUUCUUCUUCUUCUUCUUCUUCUAUGUUCAACCAUGUUCGUCACCUCCCUCUGAUCUCCCCUUUCUCCAACCCCAAACCACUCUCUUUCUCUCUCCUCUCAACAUCCGCCAUUAAAGCUCUUCCUUCCUCACCACACCAUUUCCUCUCUCCAAACUCCAUCGACUUCCUCCCCCUCCUCUCCUCUCUGCAAUCCCUUCAUCAAACCAAGCAAUCCCACGCCCUCGCUCUCGUCUUCGGUUUCCUCCCUUCCAGCGUCUCUCUCUGCGCUUCCCUCAUUCUAAACUAUGCGAAAUUCGGAAACCCAGUUUCCUGCAAAUCCCUCUUCGAGAAAUCCGUGUUUUACUGUAAAACCCCAUUCUUAUGGAACACCCUUUUGCGAGGCUAUUCGAAUUCUGGGGUUUAUGAUGUUUUUUAUGUUUAUAAUCAUAUGAUUCGAACUCAUGUUAGGCCUGAUGAUCAUACAUUUCCCUGUGUUAUCAAAGCUUGUGCUGAUCACUGUGAGAAUAAGAAGGGUAGAGAGAUUCAUGGGUUUUCGAUAAAGGUUGGAUUUGAUAACCUUGUGUACGUGGGGAAUACCCUCUUGUCUUUCUACAGUAGCUGCUGUGAUUUGGUAGGUGCACAGAAUGUGUUUGAUGAAAUGCCUGACAGAGAUGUUGUUUCAUGGAAUACUAUGAUUGGUGUGUUUUCUGCUAAUGGGUGGUCUAAUGAAGCUGUUGAAGUGUUUUUACAGAUGAAGAUAUGGUCCGAGUUCUUGCCAAAUGCGGUCAGUGUUGUGAGUGUUUUACCGGCAUGUGCUGAGCUUAAGGACGAGGUGGUGGCGAGGGUGAUACAUGGCUAUGUGGUUAAGGUUGGGUUGAUUAAUCAAGUAAGAGUUGGUAAUGCAUUGGUUGAUGGGUAUGGGAAGUGUGGAGAAUUGUGUAGUUCUAAACAAGUUUUCAAUGAAAUUAUUGAGAAGAAUGGUGUGUCUUGGAAUACUGUUAUUUCGAGCUUUGCUCAUGCUAAGUGCUAUAGUGAUGCAUUAUACAUGUUUAUGUUGAUGAUUGACUCAAAGGAGAAACCAAAUGGUAUUACUCUGUCAAGUUUGUUACCAAUUCUUGUAGAAUUGGAGUGUUUUGAUGCAGGGAAAGAGGUUCAUGGACUUAGCAUUAAAACGGGUCUUGAUUCUGAUGUCUUUAUCUCGAAUUCUUUGAUUGACAUGUAUGCAAAAGCAAGGAAUUUCACCAAAGCUUCUAUCAUAUUUCAGAACACAAGUGUGAAGAAUGUUGUCACAUGGAAUGCCAUGGUUGCUAAUCUUGCUCAAAAUAGUCAAGAGUUAGCUGCAAUAGGACUCGUCAGAAAAAUGCAAUCUUUUGGUGAAGAACCGAAUGCUGUAACCUUCACAAAUGUUUUACCAGCUUGUGCUCGAAUUGGAGCACUUCUCUCAGGUAAAGAAAUACAUGGAAGAUGCAUCCGAAAGGGAAUUUCUCCUGAUAUAUUUCUUUCAAAUUCAUUGAUUGACAUGUAUGCGAAAUGUGGUUUGGUUGAUCUUGCACAAAAUGUGUUCAAUGUCUCAAAUAGAGAUCAAAUAUCAUACAACACAUUGAUAGUAGGCUAUUCACAAACAACUGAAUGUUUGAAGUCUUUAACCUUGUUUAAAGAAAUGGGGUUAAUUGGUAUGGAGAUGGAUACAAUAUCCUUUGUUGGUGCUAUUUCAGCUUGUGCAAAUUCUGCGGCACUGAAACCGGGGAAGGAAAUUCAUGCGUUUAUCACAAGACGUUUGUUUCACACACACAGUUUCAUUUCAAAUUCACUCUUGGAUCUGUACAUGAAGUGUGGAAAGAUUGGCCUUGCUCAAAACAUCUUCAAUCGAGCUCAUAAAAAGGAUGUUGCAUCAUGGAACACGAUGAUUUUAGGGUACGGAAUGGUUGGUGAUUUUGAAACAGCAAUCUCUAUGUUCGAAGCUAUGAGGGAAGAUGGUGUGAAACAUGAUUCUGUAUCAUUUAUAGCUGUUUUAUCAGCUUGUAGUCAUGGAGGAUUGGUUGAAAAAGGGAGGAAAUACUUUGAAGAGAUGAAGAGUUUAAGCAUUGUGGUAAAAAAUAUGCACUACACUUGUAUGAUUGAUCUUUUGGGUAGAGCAGGAUUAAUGGAAGAAGCUGUUGAGUUGAUUAAAGAACUUCCAUUUGAACCAGAUGCUAAUAUUUGGGGUGCUUUAUUAGGUGCUAGUCGAAUCCAUGGAAAUAUAGAGGUGGCGAAAUUGGCGGCUGAAAAUCUGUUUGUACUGAAACCUGAACAUUCUGGGUAUUAUGUAUUGCUGUCAAAUAUGCUUGCAGAAGCAGGAAGGUGGGAUGAGGCAACAAGAGUUAGGGAACUUAUGAAAUCAAGAGGGGUUAAGAAAGAUCCUGCUUAUAGCUGGGUUCAGAAUCGUGAUCAAGUUCGUGCUUUUCUGGUUGGGGAAUCGUGAUCAGAAUCUGCAUAUAAUCAUAUGAAGAAGUGCUAUUUUGGGAUGUUUGGGUAAAGCCACCACCUUUCCUAAAUUAGGCCGGGAGCUAACUUUGGACGGAGGGACUGUGCACAUAGAGCUGGCAAUGGGUUGGGUUAGAUCGAAAUCAGGUCGACCCAUUUAUAAAUGGGUUGAGAUUUACCCAACCCGACCUGUUUGCUUAAACGGGUUGAGAUUUUCAGCCCAACCCAACCCGACUAUAAAUAGGUUGAGUCAUUUUUUGCCAGCUCUAUGUGCUCACUCCAAAUGGAGCAUAAGAUAGGCUAGAUUUUGCUAGAAUCAGCCCCCUUAUGAUCAAGGUAUUUCAUUCACGAAGGGAUCGAACAAGUAAUUGGUUUAUACGAAGUAUAACAUUUGAAUAUUUGAUGUUUGUGUCAUUUGAGGCUAGAUUGCCUGUGACCUUCACUGAUUUUGCUGAGAUUUUGGUUCUGAAGUAUAACCUUAUGGCUGUAUUGCAGCAAUUCUUGACAAUCAGGCUUCUUCUGUCAAUUUCGGUUUUCUUUUGAGUUAAAAGGUUGGCAUGUAGGCUAGUGAAAGUGGAUUCUUGCUUAAACUAUUUACUCAGUAUGAUAGAUUACUCUGGAUACUGUAAGAAAUGUGAUCUUGAAUUCUUGAAGUUGAAUGGAAAUUAUAAAGGCUAUCAUGAUUGACAUGAUGACUGAAUUGCUGAUAAUCACCGAUUAA